Ceutorhynchus assimilis (cabbage seed weevil) is the source of this 1642-nucleotide messenger RNA. The record is from the annotation of a GenBank genome assembly. Lineage: Eukaryota; Metazoa; Arthropoda; Insecta; Coleoptera; Curculionidae.
UUUUCUCUUAACUUUGUCCAACUUCUAAAACAGCUUCCCCUGAUUAACAUUUAAUUCAAAUUGUUUCCAACAUAAGAUACUCAUGUAACAUCUUUUUGCCUUAAAAACUUAUUCUUUUUGCAAUUUUGCAUCAAUUCCAUUUCCAUUCAAAACGUGCAUUAAUCAAGCAAAUUAACCACCCCCGCACGCUCUAAAUAAUGAAGAUAAAUCUACCUAAGAAAAAGCAACAUCGAACCAAUGAAAUCUCAAAGGCGGACUUAAUUCCACUACUCCUCACAUUAUUGGUUCUCACGAGCACAAAGUGACUUAACUACCGUCUCUUUUCAGCGUGCGUGCGUAAGCUCCGUCAAAGCUUCCUUUCAUUCUCAUACGAACCGUGUUGGAGUGCGCGUUAUUCAAAAAAAGUUUUUUUCUAAGUGUGGUAAAAUGUUGUCGCGUGCGUUAAAUGCAACAGUGACGUCGACGGUACCUGAAACGAGCCCUAAACAAAGUAGUACUGCCGAUGGUGAACAAUUGGACAAAACCGAAAUCAACGAAGCUGUUACCAAAGUUUUGCAAGGGUACGAUUGGACAUUGGUACCAAUCGCUUCAAAGGCAGCUUCAGACAAACGAAAACUUCACGUUAAACGACCGAUGAACGCUUUUAUGGUAUGGGCUCAGGCUGCAAGAAGAAAAUUGGCCGACCAAUAUCCGCAGUUGCACAAUGCCGAAUUGUCGAAGACACUUGGAAAGUUGUGGAGAGUGCUCAGCGAAAACGACAAGAAACCGUUCAUCGAGGAGGCGGAGAGGCUAAGGGUGAUCCAUAAACGCGAACAUCCCGAUUACAAAUACCAACCUAGACGUAGGAAACCGAAUAAUAAAUCAACCGAUAAUCACCAUCAAAAUAAUAAUAUGACUUUUUCACGUUCAUUCAAACAAGAAGACUCGCCUUGUAGUCCUAGAAGCCACAGCUCUACAAGCCCAUCGACCUGCUCCUCGCAACCAAACAGUCCACAAAUAACCGCACAUCCUUUAUUAAAAUCUUGCGAUUCUCACAAUUUGGAUUUGGAAACUUAUCAUAGAAUGUCCGAAAUCGAUUCAAGCUACGGCAUAUACAGCACAGAAGAAGGCUUAGACAGUAGCGACUUGGAUCAGUAUUUGCCAGCAAACACCGAAGCCUCAUAUGCAGGUUUCAGUGGAGGCUUCAAGCAUUCGCAAGAGGAAGAAGGCAACAAUAAUUACAAAGCAAAACGGCCUUGUUUAGAAGAAACCUUCGACGAUCCGAAUAAUGCUUACAGCAGGUACCACGAGUUACAAUCUUCUGCUAGUAAGCAUGCGAAUACUGGGUUGUACACUUACCAAAGUACCAUGACUUCUGGUAGUUGUUAUGCUGGUAAUAGCCAGUACGUUCCGUAUCAGUAUAUGCAGCAAAGGAAUUUGUUUGCUAGUACUAAUCCAGCUGUAGGUGGUACGUUUAGUACUGUAGAUGCUGUGCCGAAUGAUAGUUGGACAUCACAUUAUAAUAUGUGAUUGGGUUAUGUACAAGUUCAAAAAUCUGUUCUAUUUAGGUAGAUUUUGAUUAGUGUUUAAGUUGAAAUUAAGAAGACUUUUUUUUAAGCACUGUUUUAAGUGUUGUAUAAACAUUUUUUUAUAUAAUUCCGAU